AAUCCACAUAUGUGAGGAUUGGCGCGUAACGUUGGUUGGCGCGUAACCCAGCAUGUUCAUCAUCAGCAUUGGGGUUUAAAUUAUUUCAAACAUAACCUUAUCAGGACCGCUCCGGUGACACCGGUAACUUGAUUCACAUCCUAGCUGGACAUGAAGACAGAAAGCAACGAUCCAUUCUUGAACUCUGCUGCAAGAACUCGACGAGAUGAACGGACCGACUCAACCGACACACUGCCAUCAAUCGAAGAUCUACUACAACAAGCGUAUGAAGUUCAUCAAACGAUCACAAAAGGAUUGCACAAGCAAGUGACAUCCUUGAGUCAGUUGCUUGCACAGAAGGAGCAGGAGGUGAAGAAUACAUCAUGUCAGCGUUGCAGUUCUGUCAAAGACACAUUUGAAAAAUACAAGGCAAGCCAUCAACAAAUUGUUGCAAAGCAGGAAACUAAAAUUGAACUUUUGGAGCAGCGUUUGUUGGCUUUUGAGAAAGAUCAACGAGAGAGGAGCACAGCCAGCAGGCAUGGAAGCUCCACCAGUGCAGUCUACAAGAACUUCUCCUGCAUGGAAGAGAGCAAACUCCACGCGAUGGAUGGCAGCAGCAUCCUAGUCUGGGAGUCCGAAGACGAGUCACCCGUCAGUGCCAGCCGGAACUUCGUGCCCCCUUCCCCACCGUGCUUUCGGGAGCGCAGUGGACCUCUCGUGCCUCCUUCUACGCGUGCCCGUUCCUCCCCCAACCCUUCACGCGCUAAAGUCAAAGCCGAACUGCAGGAAUCGCCUAGCUUGCUUGCGAAGGUGAACAGCCUUCUACCAGUGAACGCAGAAGCAGUGAAGGCCGAAGUGGGAGGUAGCACAGAUACCGAUGCCGUCGCUAAAACCACGAAAACCGAGCAUCUUGCUAACGAUGCCUCUACCCGUACAGUGAACGCCGGGGUUCGGGAUCAUAGUCCCGACCUUGAGCUUCCGACGGUCGACCCCGGGCGCUCUUCGUGUACGCCACCUAGAGUGCCGGAGCACUCUGUGACGAAACCGGCGGAGGAAAAUUCAAGGACUGCGGCAUCUCCGAGCUUGUUGCAGAUCCUGCUGCAGUCUCCGGUGCGUUCGGAGCAGCCUAGUACUCCCCGCCCGCCUGGCAAAGAACGGCAGAGUGCGGCGGUCGGCGAAAGGGUAGUUGCAGCUGGAGCGGUGCCGAAACCAACCGUGGACCGGGAUUAUGACCCUUCCCAGAGCCUCCUAAGGCCUCUGGCAUCUGUGUGCACCCCCAAAAUCGAAAAAAGCCCGGUUGGAAUGGGUGGCGACGAGGUUCCAACCGGUUGCGUUUCGGUCGACCUGACAUUCUCGACGCAGGAGAGUGACAAGUCGUCUCCGCGGCCCGCAGCAGCAUCGUCGGCGGGCGAGUCGGCCCCCGAUAAACUGUCGCUCGCGGGAAAACGCCUUUUUCCGGGGGCCGAAUGCCGCAGGGGUCCCGGGCAGGUCGCAGGGAGCUGCAAGCCCUCACCACCUCGAAAGAGGAAGAAGCAGACCAAGUUGUCCGACAGGUACUUCCUUGCAGUGAACCGACACAGUCCAUUCACUCGUAACCUGGCGAGGCGAAAAGAGCUUUCGCAGACAAAGCUCGGCCAGCGUUCGGAGGCUGAAGUGUGCCGAGAGUCGAAGGAGGACUUGGAUGAGACGUACCUGCCUGUGGGGACCCUAGAAAUUUCCGAUACGCCGGUUCCUGAUGCUCUACCUGCUACCGAUGCUUUGCCGGUUCUGGAUAUUGUCUCAAAGGGAGAGGAAGCAGCACUAGACAAAGACAAAGAAAAAGUGGCUCAAACCAGUGGCAAUGUUGAUGAUCCUUCAGAGGUGGCUCACAAGUUCCACGGAACCCCGGUGCGUGGACGAGAGGCGCGCCAGCGUCUGCCGGCACACGAGUGCAAAGACUGCCAGGAUUUCUACGAGCGGGCGGGACAUGGCCGGCGUCAGGAGCUGUUGAAGAAGUGCUCUCGACACAGAGCUCUGCACGCACCGCCGCCAACGCCGGACAACUUCUGGGAGCUGGACUUUCCAGACACGCAGGAGUGCAGAGCCAGAGGGUACCUGAAUGAGACCUUAAACGACACCCCGAGGAAUGGCCCCCGAUGACAGCCAUGUAAUGUACAUAUGCAACCCUAUUGACCUGUAUAGAGAAAUUAAAAAUUUUAGUAAGAGUAAAGGUAAUGUUUAAUCCUAUUAUG
Molecule: messenger RNA, 2210 nt
Organism: Ixodes scapularis (black-legged tick)
Lineage: Eukaryota; Metazoa; Arthropoda; Arachnida; Ixodida; Ixodidae
Exons: 10
Coding region: 151-2118 (655 amino acids)
Biological process (GO): DNA double-strand break processing involved in repair via single-strand annealing; double-strand break repair via homologous recombination
Cellular component (GO): site of double-strand break
Molecular function (GO): damaged DNA binding; Y-form DNA binding; single-stranded DNA binding
Source: RefSeq, a predicted model, not a curated record